AUGGUGGUUUUAGUGGUCUUGCUACUGGAACUGAUUUCUUACAAUGUAUGUCAGGCUCACAUAGAAAAAUGCAGGCUCCAAAGUCCACACCGUCCACUUCAAACGUACCAUCAGCCAGGAGAGUUCCUCAUUGGUGGCAUAGUUUUCCAUGGUGGCAUCAUGUCCUCUCCAGCAACAUUCACUGAAGAACCCCCACCAGCGCUGCCUGAAGAGCUUGUGGUGGUGCCUAAGCUUUACCAGCACAUUGUGGCCUUGGCAUUUGCAGUCAAGGAGAUCAAUGAAGACCCUCACGUCUUACCCAAUAUCACCUUGGGUUUUCACUUAUAUGACAGCUAUAAAAAUGCAAGGCGCACAUAUCUUGCCACACUGCUGCUUUUAUCCAUGGUGGAGAAAUUUGUCCCAAACUAUAUAUGUGAUGUUGAAAAUAAUCUGGCUGGGGUCGUUGGGGGACUUGAUUCUGAAAUCUCAUUUUAUGUGGCAACUCUUUUGGAUAUCUAUAAGAUUCCACAGCUCCAUCACUUUCUGAGACGUAUCUCAUUUAACAAUACGGCAGGAGAUGUGGUCGUCAUCAACCAGAAUGGAGAGGCAGCAUCUGGCUUGGAUAUUAUCAAUUGGAUUAUAUUUGCCAACCAAAGUUUGUGGAGAGUGAGAGUUGGGAGGAUAGAACCGCAGGCUCCACCAGACCAAUCAUUGGUCCUUGAUGAAGAUGCCAUUACAUGGCACAGUUGGUUUAACCAGGUUGGGAAAGGAGGCAUAAUAAUACCAGAGGAAGAAACUGAGAACAGACAGCAGCAGGUGCAGGAGAACACUCAUCUUCUCAGGGUGCUGGUGGAAGAGGUGGAAGGAGGAGAAGUGGUGGAGAAUGAGAGAGUGAAGGAGGGACAUGAGAAGAAAGGGACUCAGCCUCUUUCUGUAUGUACUGAGAGAUGUCUUCCGGGAUCCAGCAAGAAAGUGAAGGAGGGACAGCCCCCUUGCUGCUACGAUUGCAUCCCAUGUCCAGAGGGGAAGAUUGCAAACCAGGAUGAUAUGAAUGACUGUAAUAAAUGCCCAGACAAAGAAUAUCCAAGCAAGAACCGGGAUGCAUGUCUACCCAAGGAUAUCAGCUUCUUGUCUUAUGAAGAACUUUUGGGAAUCAGUUUAGCUUGUUUCUCUCUUUCCCUUUCCUUGAUCACAGCUCUUGUACUAGGUAUAUUUAUGAAACACCAUGACACACCCAUUGUCAUUGCAAACAACCGAAACCUUACCUACACUCUCCUCAUCUCUCUCCUGCUCUGCUUCCUUUGUGCAUUGCUCUUCAUUGGUCGACCUGAGAAGGUGACCUGCCUCCUCCGACAAACAGCUUUUGGUAUCAUCUUCUCAACCGCUGUUUCUUGUGUCCUGGCAAAAACUUUAACUGUGGUUUUGGCCUUCAUGGCUACAAAACCAGAAUCCAGGAUGAGGAAAUGGGUGGGGAAAGGACUAGGCCACUCCAUUCUCCUUUCCUGCUCCAUAGUUCAAGCAGGGAUAUGUACUGUGUGGCUGGCAACCUCUCCCCCAUACCCUGAUGUGGACGUGUACUCAGUGACAGAAGAAAUCAUACUACAAUGUAAUGAGGGGAAUGUGGCCAUGUUUUACUGUGUCCUCAUCUACAUGAGCUUCCUGGCAACUGUAAGUUUUGUUGUGGCUUUCCUCGCUAGGAAGUUACCAGACAGUUUCAACGAAGCCAAGUUUAUCACUUUCAGCAUGUUGGUCUUCUGCAGUGUUUGGCUGUCCUUUAUUCCUUCCUACCUGAGCACCAAGGGAAAAUAUAUGGUAGCUGUGGAGAUCUUCUCUAUCUUAGCCUCCGGUGGUGGGCUGCUGGUUUGCAUCUUUUCCCCCAAAUGUUAUAUAAUGAUACUAAGGCCUGAGCUGAACAAUAGGGAACAGCUAAUAAGGAAGAAAAAUUAA
Messenger RNA from Zootoca vivipara (common lizard), 1926 nucleotides. The record is from RefSeq and is a predicted model, not a curated record. NCBI's taxonomy places the organism in Eukaryota, Metazoa, Chordata, Lepidosauria, Squamata, Lacertidae.